GACUUGCUUUUCACUGUAAGAGAAGACAACUUUGCCGAGCCUCCGACAACAUUCUCCCGGAGAGCAGGCCAUCUGAAAACAGACAAUUGAUAUGGAAUCUGUCUCCAAAGCGCGGGAGAGGUUCGCCAAAUAUCCCGUCAUAUUCGCCAAGUGCGCCAAGCAAGCUACUCUGUACGCCACGUGCGUUCUACACAAGGAAGACGGGCUUAAGAAGGACGACUGCGCCAAGGAGUUCCAAGAAUUCAAGGGCUGCUUACAGUCUGCAGCGAAAAAUUUAAAAACUAAAAUAUGA
Ostrinia nubilalis (European corn borer) is the source of this 292-nucleotide messenger RNA. RefSeq lists its product as uncharacterized. Gene Ontology annotation, biological process: mitochondrial respiratory chain complex I assembly. The record is from RefSeq and is a predicted model, not a curated record. NCBI's taxonomy places the organism in Eukaryota, Metazoa, Arthropoda, Insecta, Lepidoptera, Crambidae. Bases 92 to 292 code for a protein of 66 amino acids. Gene Ontology annotation, cellular component: mitochondrion. The transcript has a single exon.